UGUAAGUGUAACCUCCAUGCUGGCCAGUGCACCUUUCGGGAGGGCAGCCUGCAGUGUGACUGUGAACACAAUACGACGGGCCAAGACUGCACUCGCUGUGAGAGGGGCUUCAAAACCAAGUCAUGGAAACCUGGAUCGUACCUACCCACCCCCAACGGAUCCCCCAAUACCUGUACGUAACCUUCAAUAUAGCUACUAGGAAUUAACAUGGGUAACCGGGAUCCCAGGACUGUCUUGUGAACACUCUUCACAUUUCCUGAAAAAAUUGAAUGACAAGACCCGGGAAAUUACAACAUUUUCCCCCAAUAUCGGCACUAAUGCAGGCCAUACACAACAUGCGCAGCAUCAGAUUAGCAAAAACAUUUAUAGCACAUUAUCCAAACAGGUUGUCGCAUGGAAGCCUUUAACCUAGCGGAUUUACUUCAAGUCGCCAUAAAUUCAAAGCACACGCACAAUUGACACUGCCGGACUGCACGCGAGACCCGAAUGCAGUUAAUAAACCUUACAGGAAACCCAUACAGUAGGCUUAUAGCCUAUAAAAGAAUGUGUGCCUUUAAUAGUAUUGUGAAUCUUCUGACAGUCACAAACUUGAUAGGCCUAUGCACAAUUCACUACAUAGGCAUCUCUGUCACAGACAUUAAGUUUGUUAACAGUUCAGAGAGGCAUGAGGGAAAAUUCUAUCUUCUCCUAUCCUAGAGCCUAGGCUAUUUUUCUAUCCAGUCCCAAUCCCACUGAAACCCAAAAUCCUGACUCCUGUUGUGCAUUAAAAUGCGCUGGGAAUCUAAGAUAGUUACUCUAUCAUUAGGAAAUAUCAGAUUCAUUUGCUCUGAAGUCUUUACAUAGUGGCACAGCCAAGCCGUCAAGGUGGCGCAGCGCCCCUCUUAUUUGGGGAGAACCCUGGCAUAGUAACCAUAUCUUGAUUUUAAACGCUUUAAAUUGGCUCUUCUGAUUUUUACGGUAUUUCCCGGGACUCUCGAGAUAGAUAUGAAUUAUUCCCGGUAUCGAAACAUGGUAGAUUUUCGGGGAAAUAUUAAUCCCUAAUAGCUACUGUAUACUCAAACAUGAUACCAUCCAUACCAUCCGUACCAUACUGUAUCAUCCAUACUAUACCAGGCACAUACUUGAUGGAUUAAGUAAUGGUUGAAGAAUAAUUUGGGUCAUCUGCUCUACACAGCCACAGAGAGGAGCAGCUGAAGCUGUCACAUUUCAAAGGAGAGAUGUACACAUAUACAUAUUCAGAAGCACCCAAUGCUAUACUCGCAAACUACAGAGGGAAUGGGGGCCUGCUGCUUCCAAUGGCAGAUGUGGCGGCUGAUGUACUACAUUAAGCAUUGAAAAGCCUCCAGCUCUCUUUUCUUAGAUGUAUUUACAAAAACACUGUAAUUCUCAAGUUCACUCUCUCUCUCUCUCUCUCUCUCUCUCUCCUCUCUCUCCCCUCUCAUCUCUCUCUCUCUAUUCUCUCUCGCUAUCUCUCUAUCGCUCUCUCUCGCGCUCUCGCUAUCUCUCUUCCGCUUUCUCUCUCUUCUCUCGAGAGAGAGAUAGAGCGGAGAUCGAGAGCGAGUAUUCGCGCUCUCGGCGAGAGGUCAUCGCUCAGAGCUCUCUUCUCGCUCGUCGAGAGAGCGCUCUCGCGCUCUCUCUGCUCUCUCUCAUAUCUACGCUCUUUUCCUCUCUCUCUCUCUCUCUCUCUCUCUCUCUCUCCUCUAUCUCUCUCUACUCUCUCUCUCUAGCUCUCCUCUCUCCUCUCAGGUGAGGCUGCUGGGACUCAUUGGCAGUAAGUCAACGUCCUAAAUCAAAACGGUGGGGCUAUGCUAUACUUUCUUUUUCAUUCUCUGGUUGCCAUAUGCUAUCAUUCUUUUGUCUUAUUUAUAGCACAUUAUCUUAUAUCAUUUGUCCUUCCCCUCUGGUGUUGUGGUGGGUCCCUUCAUUCUAAUCACAAUGAUCACACUCACAAAUGACAUUUCCCCACAGUUGUAUUUCCUUUACUGCCGGUCUAUAAUUCAAAAGUGGGGAGGGGAUUUAAAGUGUGUAGAUGAGGGCUAGCCCAAGGACAUGAUGUGAGAGGGGCUGUGAAUGUAUAUACUAGAGUCCCUCAUGGGGAUUCUUUGCAGACCUAUAGGAGAUACUGUACUGCUGCAGCUGUGGUGAAGUAACCAUCUUGUUGAUUUGGGAGAUGACCAAAGGAUGAUUUGAUGGUAUAUCCAUGAUCAGGAUAUUCCCAUGUUAGUGCAUCUGAUAUCAUUUGACUGUUUUUCUCUACCUUCUUGGUGUGGUGCACUCUCAGUACCCACAACAGUCCAGACCCUGCCAACAACCACACCUGCAUUGGUGACUACAACCAAGACACCCACAGACCAACUGCCCACAAUUACUACUAUUAUGGCAGGUGGGAAAGCAACUACAGUUGUAGUUUCUGACAGCCAGGCAGUGCCUGAAAUGGCAGCCUAUUCCCUAUUCCCUAUACACAGUAUAUUGCCUAUAUAGUGCAAUAUUACAGAGCCCUAUGGGCCCUGGUCAAAAGUAGUGCACUAUAUGGAAUAAGGUGCAAUCAGACGCAGCCAUAGUCUGAGGGCUCAUCAAGCUCCUGCUUCCUAUUGACUUUUAAACCAGAGUACACUUACUAAAGCAGCACAUACAGUGGAAUGUGUCCCUGUUGCAUUCCUGAUUACCAGGAAAUGUGUAGUCCUGCAAAUCUGAAAGGGAAGGCAAGGCUAUAAUGUUGAUGAAGCACAAAGGCAAAGGAAGAGAGGAGUUGAUGAAUCUUUGUCUCAGUGAGCUUAGUCAUUUAGCAUGUAGUAAAGUGUCUGGUUGAGUAUGAGUGUUGAAUAGCUCACUCACUUUUACCAGCCCCCCUACAGUAGUUUGUGAUGCAUAGCAUGCUAGAAAGAAUAUAACAUAUCUGCAUUUGUGUUAUCAGAGAAGUAGCAAUAUUGUUUGUUGUAGUAAACAGUUGCUUCCCGUGUGUGUUUGUGUGUGCGUGCGCACACACAUCCAUUUGUGUGUGUAUGCAUUCAUUUCUGAGAGAGGGAGAGAGAGAGGAGAGAGAGACGAGGGAGGAGAGGGGGGAGAGAGGAGAGGAGGAGAGGAGAGGAGACGAGAGAGAGACUUCCCUUUGGGAGAGAAGAGAGAGAGAGAGAGAGCGAGAGAGAGAGAGAGAGGACGAGAGCACGGGAGGAGAGAGAGGGAGGAGGGGAGAGGAGAGAGGAGAGAGAGAGAGAGAGAGAGAGAGAGAGAGAGAGAGAGAGAGAGAGAGAGAGAGAGAGAGAGAGAGAGAGAGAGAGAGAGACUCACUGAAAUGAAGGAUACAUUCACCCAGCUGGAGGUAAGGCAGAGUGUGUCUUUUUGGCAACUGGGUUGUACUUUCACUAGAUAUCCUUAACUUAUAAUACUUCCAUAGAAUCUCCCAUAAUGUCAGGCUAGACAGAGAGUCUCCCAUGGCCCAGUGAUAUCUGACCUGUGUGUGGCUUAGCAGAGUGGAACCACCUAAUGGCUCUGUCUCUACUGCUGUGAAGUGACACACUCCCAUAGGCUCUGUGAGUGUGUGUUCCCUGUCAGUAGUGACUUCAAAACCUCCGUAGUAACAAAUGUCAUUUUCAAAUGCAAAUACAGUGCCUUCAGAAAGUAUCACACCCCUUGACCUUUUCCACAUUUUGUUGUGUUACAGCCUGAAUUUAAAAUGGAUUAAAUUAGAGAUUUUGUGUCACUGGCCUACACACAAUACCCCAUAAAGUCAAAAGUGGAAUUAUAUUUUUAGACAUUUUUACAAAUUAAUUAAAAAUAUAAGCUGAAAUGUCUCGAGUCAAUAAGUAUUCAACCACUUUGUUAUGACAAGCCAAAAUAAGUUCAGGAGUAAACAUUUGCUUAAGAAGUCACAUAAGUUGCAUGGACUCACUUUGUGUGCAAUAUUAGUGUUUAACAUGAUUUUUGCAUGACUACCUCAUCUCUUAUUUUUCUCUUUUGUUUUGUUAUAAGAUUUUACUUAUGAUUUUUUUUUUAAAUAAAUAUACACAUGCAAACGACAACAUACCAAAUGCACAGAAACAUCCACAACAUCACCCCAGCCCCACCUGCUCACACCCCCAUCUCCAGCACCCAUAUUACUCUCCACCACAUGGCCUCAAACUUUACCAUUCUGUUUCUCUUACCUUUACAUUUUAAUGCGAAUCUUCCUCGAUACUUCCGCGAUACGGAUUGAAUCCAGCUCUUAGUUUGUAGAGUGCACUUAAAUCUAAGGACCAUCCCCACAGAAACAGCUUAGGACAGGAUACUGUGAAGUCAUCUACUCUACAUAGUGAAAGUGAUACACUGUUGUCCACAGUGGAGCACAACAGGGCCGGUUGUCCAUUUAGCUUCCACUGAGAUGGGUCUUUAUAACGCCAUGGGCUCAUAGUUACCGUUUUAGUCUGAGAUGACCUGGCCUAUGCUUAAAAUGUUCAUGAUAGCUUGAACUAUUGAAAUUUGUAAUUUUUUCGUUUCAUCAUUGGAAACCUAUAGACACGUCACUAGCCAUUUGUUCUGAUGAAUUAUGGAAUACACUCAACAUCACUAUGUAAGAGGAAAGGUCAUCCAUGUUUCUUUACGAGCGCCUUCUUCUGAUACCUUUCUCUGCGGUGUCACAAGUAUCAGAGGGAGAUUUGAGAACAGUCAUCUACUGAGAACACAGUUAUGAAUGUGCUCAACAUUGAUGGGACAAUAGGGGCUUCUAGGCAACGUACACUUAAGGUGCUUUGCAGUAAAAAAAAAUGAAGGGUUCCAUAUUUAUUCAGCAUGACUUGUUCUUUAGACAAUUCUCACUCACCUACUUGUUUAUCAAAAUGGUUGUCCAAAGUACAAAGGCAGCCUUUUCUCAACCUGGAGGGCUGAUCUUUUUCAUUUUUUUUAUUUUUUCAUUUUACAAGGCAGGUCAAUUAAGAACAAAUUCACGAAAAGUUUAGACUUUUAGAUUAUAAUGAAUAUGGUUAUGAACAGGCAAUGAUUAUUACCUACCAAUGUCCACCCCAAGGCUUCUCUGGGUUGCAUACACACGCACGCAUACACGCACACACACGCACACACACACACACACACACACCAGUGUAAUUCCACCAUCAAGCUGUCUUUCAGGGAACAGAUCUUCUCUGGGAAACCUUCUCUGAACUGGUUGGCCAUUGUGGCAGAUGGUAAAAGGGGGAGAGGGGAGGGGUUAGUGGAAAGAUGUACAUGUCCCAACCUACGAAACGUAAUGUUACCCUACAGCUGCAGGACAUCGUGACUUGCCUCAGUGCCCACCUCUGCUCCACAUACACUACCGGUCAAAAGUUUUAGAACACCUACUCAGUCAAGGGUUUUUCUUUAUUUGUACUAUUUUCUACAUUGUUGAAUAAUAGUGAAGACAUCAAAACUAUGAAAUAACACAUAUGGAAUCAUGAAGUAACCAAAAACAUGUUAAACAAAUCAAAAUAUAUUUUAUAUUUGAGAUUCUUCAAAUAGCCACUCUUUGCCUUGAUGACAGCUUUGCACACUCUUGGCAUUCUCUCAACCAGCUUCACCUGGAAUGCUUUUCAAACAGUCUUGAAGGAGUUCCCACAUAUGCUGAGCACUUGUUGGCUGCUUUUCCUUCACUCUGCGGUCCGACUCAUCCCAAACCAUCUCAAUUUGGUUGAGGUCGGGGGAUUGUGGAGGCCAGGUCGUCUGAUGCAGCACUCCAUCACUAUCCUUCUUGGUAAAAUAGCCCUUACACAGCCUGGAGGUGUGUUGAGUCAUUGUCCUGUUGAAAAACAAAUGAUAGUCCCACUAAGCCCAAACCAGAUGGGAUGGCGUAUCGCUGCAGAAUGCUGUGGUAGCCAUGCUGGUUAAGUGUGCCUUGAAUUCUAAAUAAAUCACAAACAGUGUCACCAGCAAAGCACCCCCACACCAUAACACCUCCUCCUCCAUGCUUUACGGUGGGAAAUACACAUGCAGAGAUCAUCCGUUCAUCCACACCGCAUCUCACAAAGACAUGGCGGUUGGAACCAAAAAUCUCCAAUCCAGACCAAAGGACACAUUUCUACCUGUCUAAUGUCCAUUGCUCGUGUUUCUUGGCCCAAGCAAGUCUCUUCUUCUUAUUGGUGUCCUUUUGGUAGUUGUUUUUUUGCAGCAAGUCGACCAUGAAGGCCUGAAUUACACAGUCACCUUUGAACAGUUGAUGUUGAGAUGUGUCUGUUACUUGAACUCUGUGAAGCAUUUAUUUGGGCUGCAAUUUCUGAGGCUGGUAACUCUAAUGAACUUAGCCUUUGCAGCAGAGGUAACUCUGGGUUUUCCAUUCCUGUGGCGGUCCUCAUGAGAGCCAGUUUCAUCAUAGCGCUUGAUGGUUUUUGCGACUGCACUUGAAGAAACGUUCAAAGUUCUUGAAAUGUUCCGUAUUGACUGACCUUCAUGUCUUAAAGUAAUGUUGGACUGUCGUUUCUCUUUGCUUAUUUGAGCUGUUCUUGCCAUAAUAUGGACUUGGUCUUUUACCAAAUAGAGCUAUCUUCUGUAUACCCCCCGACCUUGUCAUAACACGACUGAUUGGCUCAAACACAUUAAGAAAGAAAGAAAUUCCACAAAUUAACUUUUAAAAAGGCACAUCUGUUAAUUGAAAUGCAUUCCAUGUGACUACCUCAUGAAGCUGGUUGAGAGAAUGCCAAGAGUGUGCAAAGCUGUCAUCAAGGCAAAGGGUUGCUAUUUGAAGAAUCUCAAAUAUAAAAUAUAUUGAACACUUUUUUGGUUACUACAUGAUUUCAUAUGUGUUAUUUCAUAGUUUUGAUGUCUUCACUAUUAUUCUACAAUGUAGAAAAUAGUAAAAAUAAAGAAAAACCCUUGAAUGAGUAGGUGUUCUAAAACUUUUGACCGGUAGUGUACAUGUGGGUCCCAUGUAGCCCAGAUAGUUUACCCAAGGUAAAUCCACCUCCAGCACUCAUAUGGUUUCAACAUGGCCAUUUGUUACUAAUACCGCACCCUGACAAAGCCAUGAUGUUCCUUCUGGCACAAACAUUCAGAUAUGUAAAUGCAGAUAAUAAGAAAGUGGAACAUGACCAACUUCAAUUCCCCACAUUGAUGCCACAAAGAUAUGCACCAGCAAGUGUGCCAAAGUACAUGCAUAAGCAGGUUAUAUGUGGUACCCAGCGUGUAAAAACCUGUUCCGGCUGAUAAUAGGGUCUCUUUUUAUGCAAAGAUUGAAUUAGGAGUUUGUCCUUUUGGCCAUGCGCUAAUUAUCAACCACUGGGGAGGGAUGCAGCAUUAAAUGAAUAAAACAUCAGCAUGCCAGACAGCAGGAAAGCUCCCACUGUUCCAAGUGCACCCCACUGAAUCCCAAUGCACCCAUCUACAGGAGGAGGCAGAGUCGCUCACUACAGGGAGACUCCACACUUAAUGCAUGUUGCUGCAUAAUAUUAGUAUGAUUUAAAUAUUGGGCAUACGGGAGAAUGAAAACAUGAUUUGGUUAUAUGGCAAGAGCAAAGAAACCCGUAUUGUGUGUGUGUGUGUGUGUGUGUGUAGGCGUGUUUACAAGUGCACGUGCGUGUGUGUUUAUGUGUGUGUACAUGCUUUUCUGUGUGCCUGUAUUUCUGUCUCUCAGCCUUUAGUACCUUUAGUUAGAGGCCUAGCAUUCAUUGUUAGAAUACUUCAAAACGUCAGACCCUAACGAGAUACUGUAUGACCCCGAUUAUCUUCUGUGCCAAAUAGACAUCACCACCUUCACUGACAUAGUGACAGCUGUGGUGGGUCCCACAUCCAGCACACAGCUCAGUGACUCCCUCACUGACACACCAGGUGGGAAACUAGUGAGAUGAAUACUAGGCAUUAGGCAUUUGAUAGUAGGUAACCUAGUAGUAUGUGUAAAGUCUGAUCACCUCAAACUGUAUAUGAAUGCAAAGUAUUUUAGUCUGGGUACUUUUAGUACCCACACUUAGAUUAGUCUCAGUGGAUUUGUAGAAUAGAUUUUGUAGAAAAGACUGUAUAUACAGUGGGGGAAAAAAGUAUUUAGUCAGCCACCAAUUGUGCAAGUUCUCCCACUUAAAAAGAUGAGAGAGGCCUGUAAUUUUCAUCAUAGGUACACGUCAACUAUGACAGACAAAAUGAGGAAAAAAAUCCAGAAAAUCACAUUGUAGGAUUUUUUAUGAAUUUAUUUGCAAAUUAUGGUGGAAAAUAAGUAUUUGGUCAAUAACAAAAGUUUCUCAAUACUUUGUUAUAUACCCUUUGUGGGCAAUGACACAGGUCAAAAGUUUUCUGUAAGUCUUCACAAGGUUUUCACACACUGUUGCUGGUAUUUUGGCCCAUUCCUCCAUGCAGAUCUCCUCUAGAGCAGUGAUGUUUUGGGGCUGUCGCUGGGCAACACGGACUUUCAACUCCCUCCAAAGAUUUUCUAUGGGGUUGAGAUCUGGAGACUGGCUAGGCCACUCCAGGACCUUGAAAUGCUUCUUAUGAUGCCACUCCUUCGUUGCCCGGGCGGUGUGUUUGGGAUCAUUGUCAUGCUGAAAGACCCAGCCACGUUUCAUCUUCAAUGCCCUUGCUGAUGGAAGGAGGUUUUCACUCAAAAUCUCACGAUACAUGGCCCCAUUCAUUCUUUCCUUCACACGGAUCAGUCGUCCUGGUCCCUUUGCAGAAAAACAGCCCCAAAGCAUGAUGUUUCCACCCCCAUGCUUCACAGUAGGUAUGGUGUUCUUUGGAUGCAACUCAUCAUUCUUUGUCCUCCAAACAUGACGAGUUGAGUUUUUACCAAAAAGUUAUAUUUUGGUUUCAUCUGACCAUAUGACAUUCUCCUCUUCUGGAUCAUCCAAAUGCACUCUAGCAAACUUCAGAUGGGCCUGGACAUGUACUGGCUUAAGCAGGGGGACACGUCUUGCACUGCAGGAUUUGAGUCCCUGGCGGUGUAGUGUGUUACUGAUGGUAGGCUUUGUUACUUUGGUCCCAGCUCUCUGCAGGUAAUUCACUAGGUCCCCCCGUGUGGUUCUGGGAUUUUUGCUCACCAUUCUUGUGAUCAUUUUGACCCCACGGGGUGAGAUCUUGCGUGGAGCCCCAGAUCGAGGGAGAUUAUCUGUGGUCUUGUAUGUCUUCCAUUUCCUAAUAAUUGCUCCUACAGUUGAUUUCUUCAAACCAAGCUGCUUACCUAUUGCAGAUUUAGUCUUCCCAGCCUGGUGCAGGUCUACCAUUUUGUUUCUGGUGUCCUUUGACAGCUCUUUGGUCUUGGCCAUAGUGGAGUUUGGAGUGUGACUGUUUGAGGUUGUGGACAGGUGUCUUUUAUACUGAUAACAAGUUCAAACAGGUGCCAUUAAUAUAGGUAACGAGUGGAGGACAGAGGAGCCUCUUAAAGAAUAAGUUACAGGUCUGUGAGAGCCAGAAAUCUUGCUUGUUUGUAGGUGACCAAAUACUUAUUUUCCACCAUAAUUUGCAAAUAAAUUCAUAAAAAUCCUACAAUGUGAUUUUCUGGAUUUUUUUUCCUCAAUUUGUCUGUCAUAGUCUUUUUAAGUGGGAGAACUUGCACAAUUGGUGGUUGACUAAAUACUUUUUUUCCCCACUGUACAGCAUGUUUGUCUAUGAUGCUAGACAACAUCUGGAGAGCAUUGGUGUGAAAAUGCAAUAAACCUCUCAAUUACCUAAAUUACCUCAUUGCUAGCUCAGUAAAUGCUUUCCAAUUGCUCCCUCAAGUGCCGCUUCUGGCAACAGACCAAACCUAUGUGCCAGCCACUAUACCAGCCACUCUUCCAGCCAGUAUGUCAAACAGUGUGCCAGUCUCUGCCAGUCCCGACCAGACAGACAGUCCAUCCUUAACCACAGUGAACUCGCCCCCAAUGGAGGUAAAGCCCCCCACAACCACAGUGAGAGCGCAGCUGAACGGUAAGUACCCUGAAACACCAGAGGACUGACCUCUCACCGUUACACUACAUGAGCUUUAACACCUCAAAUAAUACUUUUUUCUCCAAAUGUCUUCUGAUAUUGUUCAGGGAUCUAAACGUGUGAAUAUUGGUUAGACUAUUCUUGAAAUACAUCCACUUUGGACAUAUCGAUGGUCACAUGGAUUUUCUGUGACUUUUAGUACAUUUUACAAACGUUUGAGACUAUAAGAAUAGCAAAGCAAACCUUGGUUAUGAUACCAUACAACGUCAUAACUGACUAGCACUUUUACAUUGAUGUAAUAAUAGAAAUGUUGAUCGUUGUGCUUCGUCCGUGUCAACAAAUGAGAGCAAUAAAUGACGGGAUACAAAUGAUGAACUGAGCACAGUGUUGUAGUAGUGUUUGUGAUCUUACUCCUACUAAAACACUUUGUCCGACGCAUUAUCUGUGUCUGUAAACCAUCUGUUUUAAACCGUCUUGCCUGUAAGCAAAACUGAGAGCAGGGGUUAACAGCAGAUUAAACUGGUUUAAUGGGAACAAUCAAGUGGCACACUGGGUCCUUGAAACAGACGUGUAAGAGAGACAUGCAGGAGAAACAAAACAUCUUCAUUGUUUGGCAGACGAAACCCAAAGAAGCUUGUAGACUGUCAUAUUUACCCCCAUUAACCCCUCCCAGUGUGAAUCAGGACUGCCUGAGGCCAUAGAGUGCCUUACUCUCCCAAGAGGUUGCACUGGGGUAAAGAGAUUAAACAUGAUUACUGGGCUAAAGUAGUCCUGAAGGCAAUGUAUGGUAUAAGGGCCAUGAUGCUGACCACUUAACAUCUCCAUGUGCUAGGCUACUUACACUUUAGGGAUCCCUGUCUGUUCUAAUACUGCCAAGGGGAGUAUUAGAACAUAACCUUGCUGUUGUAUUCACUGUACAAAUGCUACAUUGUAACCCCCACCUAUAAAGAGACAUUGAAUGUGGGAAUGAAUAGGGGUGUUGGAAUGCAUACUUUGAGAGGACCAAUGAUAAAAAGGUAACUCAUGAUAUCAUUCCAUGCUGCUUUUUUGUCUAUAUUGACAGAGACAUUUGGCAAAAGGUGAGAAGUUGUCCAAGUGUUUUCUACUCUCUUGUUUGGAAGAUAAAAUACCCAGCAGGCUCACUAUCCCUCAGGAUCUGGCAGCAUGUUGAGUUUAUCCCAGGGCUUUCCAGAACACAGAUUAAACUGCCUACUUUGAUUCCCUAAGGAAUGUUUGAUUGGAAAAGGAAUGCAACAGAACAUUUCAUAUCACCUGCAAUAGAAUGGCACCAACAUGCUUUGUGGCAUUUUACUUUUGAAUCAAAUGGUCAUUCUGUUUGUUGCCCUCUUACCACCUUCCUCCUGCCUAGCAAGGGUCUGAUGAUAUCCACUGUUCACAAGGAAAGUGCUGCCACUGGACACAAUCAGCAGCCAGGAGCGAUAAAUCAUUAAAAACGCUAUCAUUGUGUAGCAUCAUCUCUUUCUGGAGCACAGGGUCGAGCCAGCAAUAUUGUGCUGGGUGCCAAAGCUCAAGCCUUUCUGAUCUAUUUCUGAAUACCAAUUGAAUGAACAGCUGCUAAAUAUUUCACAAGCAGGGAGAAGACAGGUCGUGGUAAGGGAGAGCAAACCAGGCAAGUUACGGAGCCUGUGGAGAUAGAUACAGUAGAUAGAUACAUGAAACCAUAACAGGAUGGAGGCACAGAGCCCUGUCCUUGAGGUGUAGCCACAGGGCAUAUGCAGGGGAUGUGAUGAUAUCAGGGCAUGGGUUAUCCCAUUUUUACUGAUACUGACUGAAAUAGGGAAAAGUUGAAUGCUGUAAAUAUCACAAGACAAUGCCAGCCAGCCAACAUCAAAAUAUUAUAAAUAUAAGGGUGCAGUGGUUAGUAUGCCAUCUUAACAACUGAUUGGUGUGAUUUUUCUGUACACAAUUGCAGUUACUCAAUCAUCUGAUGCAGCUGAUGCCACAUCUGAUUCAGUCACACCAUCUUCUGAUGCAACCACUCCAACAUCAGUUGGAUUUACUCUCACACCUGACAGCACAAUGACAACUUCUUACACAGUGACUUCUGACACCAGUACCACAGCUUCUGACACCAGUACUACAGCAUCUGAUACAAGUACUACAACAUCUGACACAAGUACUACAACAUCUGACACAAGUACUACAUUUUACACAAGUACUACAUCUGAAACAAGUACUACAGCAUCUGACACAAGUACUACAACAUCUGACACAAGUACUACAGCAUCUGAAACAAGUACUACAGCAUCUGACACAAGUACUAUAACAUCUGACACAAGUUCUACAAUAUUUGACACAAGUACUACACUAUUUGACAUUAGUAGUACACCUUCUGCCACCAGUACUACAACAUUUGACAUAAGUACCACAACAUUUGACACAAGUAUAUCAACAUUUGACACAACUACCGCAGUAUCAGACACAAGUAUCACAACAUUUUACACAAGUACUACAUUUCUAACAAGUAUUACAACAACUGACACAAGUACUAUAUCUGACACAAGUACUAUAAUAUUUGACACAAUGACUCCAACAUCUGACAUAUUUACCACAACAUCUGGCACUAUUACUUCAGCAUCUGAUGUAUUCACUUCGACAUCUGGUGUGCCCUUUCUGGCAUCGGACACAGUUACUCCAGCAUCUGAUGUAGUAACACCACCAACAGAUGGAUUUACCUCACCCCCUGAUGCUACAUUUAUUCCAGCAUCUGAGGGAGAUACACCCGCCUCUAACGUGGCUACUUCAGUAUCUGACGGACUGACCUCACCACCUGAUGAAGCUACUUCAACACCUCAAGCAGUUCCUCCACCUCCCGACACAGUUUCCUCAGCACCUGAUCCUUUUUCCCGUGCACUGGAUGGAGAUAUCACCCAAGCUCCAGACAAAUCUACUCCAGCACCUGAUGCUGCUCCCCUAGCUGCUGAUACACUUGCAUCAGUGCCUGAGGCAGCUGCUCCAUCCCCCGACACAGAUACCUCAACAUCUGAUGCUGCUACCCAGGCACCUGAUGUAGUUACUACAGCUCCAGACACAUCUUCAGCAGCUCCUGAUCCUGCUACCCCAUCUCCUGACACAGGUGAUCCAGCUCCUGAUGCUGGACCAGCUCCUGAGGCUGUUGAUCCAUCUCCUGAUGCAGGACAAGCUCCUGUGGCUGUUGAACCAGCUCCUGAUGCAGGACCAGCUCCUGAGGCUGUUGAUCCAGCUCCUGAUGCAGGAACAGCUCCUGCUGCAGGACCAGCUCCUGAUUCAGUUGAUCCAGCUGCUGAUGUUGGACCAGCUCCUGAUUCAGUUGAUCCAGCUGCUGAUGUUGGACCAGCUCCUGAUUCAGUUGAUCCAGCUCCUGAUUCAGUUGAUCCAGCUCCUGAUUCAGUUGAUUCAUUUCCUGAUACAGUUGAUCCAGCUCCUGAUGAUGCUGUUGAUCCAGCCCCUGAUGCAGGACCUGCCCCUGAUGUAGUUGAUCCAGCUUCUGAUGCAGUUGAUCCAGCUUCUGAUGCAGUUGAUCCAGCUUCUGAUGCAGUUGAUCCAGCUCUUGAUUCAGUUGAUUCAGCUCCUGAUUCAGGACCAGCUCCUGAUGCUGCCGCUCCAAUGCCUGAUGCUGGGGGCAGUGAGAAAGUGGAAAUUAAAGAAGAAAAGGUUAAAGAGGAAAAAGGUACAUUGUGAUAUAGCAACAAUACCCUUUUAUUUUUCCAUGUUCAAGUUUAUGCAUAUUCCAUCAGUAAACUAUGGUAAAACUGCAAAUAUUGAAGGAACCAUCCCACUGGGCACAGACGUAAUUUCAACGUCUAGUUUUGAUUUAAAUUUGGUUGAGUUGUCAAAUAAUGUGAAUUCAACGUGAAAUUGAAAUAAACGACACAUUUCACCAUGUCAUUGGAUUUAGAUUCAAAGUUGGGUGAAGAAAAUAUGAAAUUCCCCUACGUUGAUGAGUUUUUGCAAAACCAAUCAGUUUUCCAUAUUGAUUCAGCAACAUGACAUUUAAUAUUUUUGCUAAAAUGACGUGGAACCAACGUUGAUUUAACCAGUUUUUGCCCAGUGGUAUAUUUAGAAUUCAUAAUGUUAACCUCUAAUAUACAGUUGUGUAUGCAGUCUAUAUGCUGCUAAUAGGGUCAUGUCAGUAAGGUUUUAUGACCUUCAUACGAGGUGUUGCCUUAAUUGCUUCGUCAAAUGGUUGAGACAAUAUCUAAGGGUUCAUUCAACAUGAAUAAAGAAUGAGUAAAAAGUUUGAAGUUGCUAUUUUUCUGAUCUCUCAAUCUCUCUGGUGUACACAGUUACCCCCAUAACUGAAACCAAAGGGGAAAGCAAAGAGGAAGAGAAAAUGAAAGAAAAAAAAAACGAUUUUGAAAUGAAAGACUAUGAGAAAAAAGGUAUAUUGAUUAACAGUAGUCUAGUAGUAUUUAUAUUGUAUGUUGUGUGUGCUACAAAAGAUAGUUGUGUCAGAUUUAAAAAAUAGUUUAGUGUGAUCCAACAACUCAACUCUGUUAUUGAAGCAGAUGGCGAGCUGUGAAACUCGCUCCUCAGCCUGAAGUGUCUCCACUUGCGCUGCUGAACAGCUAGCUUUCUGGUGGCGCGAACUGGGUAAGACACUUCAGAAGGGUAGUCAUGUGUGUUUGCGAGGCAGAGGUCCUGGGUUUGAGCCUUGAUAUGAGCUGAAUCAGGAGGAAGCGGUGCUCGUUAAGCAAGCAGCAUGACGUCCUUUACAAUGGUGCCAAAUAACUCGCAUCUGCAGUUGCGCUCAGCUCUAUGCUGGGGUCACUGUGGAGGGAGUUUGGGGGGUGAAGGUAGCAGAUUGGGCUCUGUGAAACUCAAACCUCAGCCUGAAGUGUGUCCACUCGCGCUGCCAAACAGCUAGUUGGGUAAGAUGCUUCAGGAGGGCGGCCAUGUUUGUUUGCAAGGCAGAGGUCCUGGGUUCGAGCCUGAAUCAGGAGGAAGUGGUACUCACUAGGCAAGCAGCGUGAUGUCCUUUACAUUCGCAUUUCAAUGUGUAGUGGUGUCGGUAACCAUCCAUGUUGAAUUUCCUGAACUCACUCAAUGGGGUUGAAGUUGGAGUGUUAGUCGCCUGGUUGCUAUAGGAAAACAUCCGCACUGGGGGUCAGAGUGCAAAUAGAUAAUUGAUGGACAAAAUAGGAGCGGAAAAGCAUUGAGACAUUUUUGGAUGAGCCCGUGUCCCAGUAGGAUACCUGAUCCAUGAUUUCAUGAGGCUAUUGACUCAAAGCACCAGGCUGCUAACAAGCAUUAGGAGUAGUCUGUGUGUUUGUCAAACCUAGAGCAGCUAAUGUAUUUUUGUUGUUGACAAGGAUCCUGUGGUACAGAAUAUGCCACAUAGUAUUGUGUGAGUGAUUCUGUCACCACUCAGACUCCACUCAUCAGCUGUAGCUGAACCAGUAUUGAAAACUGCAAAUCUUUGCUAUGGACUGUGAUUACUAUCACUUCAGGGUUGUGUUCACUAGGCACUAAACGGAAAAAAAUGUUUAAAAAAAACAUUGUUGCGUUACCUAAUAAACACAACCCAGGUAGGCAUUUUACUGCUGGUGAGAUGGAUUGUCUGAUUGGGACUGAGAUGUUGUUCUGGUAGAGGAGUGAAUAUCUAUACUUUUUGUGAAUUACUAAACGUUGUAGUAAUACACAAUACUGUGUGUUAAUGUGUAGAUUUCCAUGGCUGAUAACUAUUUAUGUGUGAGGUCUUUAUCUGUGAAUCAUGCAAGAUGUCUGAGCAGUUGGCACCCUAUUGUGUUUCAGGGUUCCUUUGGCAUCAAUUUUAUAUUUUAAUAGCCAUGAUAUUUCAGACACUGUGAAGUAGAGGCUUGUACACAUUGCAUGUUAGAACUAUCUAUAAUACAGUUAAAUAGAUGCUUUAUUUCCCAAGCGGUCGUAAAACUGUUGAUUCCUGGUGGGUCCAAAUACAGGCAGUCUAAGGUUGCAUACGUCCAAUUUCAAGGUAAGAAAUGAUUUACCACACUGAAGCUUUGAAUCUGUUUCGACUAGAGAACUGUGGGAAAAGGACCAAAGUUUGUCGAGUGUUUUUCCUUCAUUAAUUUGUCUUUUGUUUUUUUCCAUGUGUUUUUAUUUUUCACGUUUGGGUUUUGUUUGCUUCAUAAGGUAAGCAACUUAUUUCCCCUUCAUUUAUAGAAAUACUGUCGUUACCUUUUAUUGUGAACUUGUAAUGAAAUCUCAGAACCUAUAGGGUCUGUGUCUCGACUGAUUUUACAGUAUCAUUUGUGUGGAUGACUGUUUUAACUGUGGAUUCAUUUGUGAGAUAGUGUCCAUUCUUUCAACAAUCUGUAGGGUAAUUGGCCCAUUCAUAUUUGAUAAGCGUUCUUGUCCCCGUCCCAGUCCUCUACUCUGUGGCACAGCAGGUCUUCAUAUGUCACCAGCAGCAUCUUUAAAAUACUGUGUCAAUAAUGAAUCCCCUCUAAAAAAAGAGAUGUAACACAAUGCCUGAUUAAACAACUAAACUAUAAUCAUCUAAAUCGUCUUGUAAAUUAGCAUUAAAAACAAUUGUAUUCAGAUUCUUGUAGUAUAAUGGAACACACUCCUAAAGCAUAAUAAGCUCCAUUAUGACAUCCAAAUAAAAAAAGCAAUUUUAAUUAGCUGUAAAUCAAUUAAUCAAUUGAUCAAGAAUGUAAUGCAAACUAAAUUGACAUUUGGUGUAUUUGCUCUACCAUUAAUUACUUUUUACCUCUUGGUAAAUCAAUGUGCAGUACUCAGAGGCCUGAUCGUUAGCUGGUUGAAUAAUGCAGAUAUGGGCUUAUUGAGGUCAAGUGAUUUCCUAUUGGUCGACAAAGUCAGGAACUGGUUUAUGAACUCUGCAUACUCCAGGUCUAUGGAUCCUGCUAUGUCUUGCCUAUUUGGCUUUUGUAUGAUGAGCGACACUCAAAGAGAUGUGGUGUACCUAAAUCUCUUUGAGUGCUACCUCUGAGUUUGAAAAGGACUCCAUUCCUCCUCCUCUUCCUCUUCCUCAUCCUCCAAUUCCCUGUACUAACCCUACUCUGCUCUUUUCCCUCUGUCAGACUGCGAGUGCUAUGGCCACUCGAACCGCUGCAGUUAUAUUGACUUUAUCAACAUCGUGACUUGUGUCAGCUGCAAACACAACACUAGGGGGCAGAACUGUCAGCACUGUCGACUGGGAUACUUCCGGAAUGUCUCUGCCGAGCUGGACGAUGAGAACGUUUGCACAGGUCAGUUAGGAUCUCUCCUCACUGUCUCACCACACAAACUCCACCCUAAACGCACUCACUAUAAACAACUAUGAAGAGUUUAUCCAUCACUGACAUGUCCACACAUACAGCAUUUUACCGUCGACUUUCUCCAUGUACAUUACACAAUGAUAAGCACAGUGGAAAAUGUUUGAUAAAGACAUUGAUCAAGGCAUAACAAGACAGAUUAUAAUUGUGUAUUGCCUUCAAUCCCUACGAAUUACCUGCAAAUCUCUGUUAUGUGUCUCCUGUAUGACCCCUUUUAGCUCAACAGGAUUAAAGCAUGAUCCUUUGACCAUACUAACAGCUAAAGAGAAUCAUCAUAGCUAGCUGAUAAUUUAUUUAGAAAUGGUUUAAAAACAUAAACAUUCAUACCAUAGCAGCCUUUAUAAAAUUACAAUUACAUCUGCAAGAUCUAAAUUAAUCAGCCUACAAAGUUUGUAAAGCAGCACAUGUAACACUUUACAUUAAGGUGCCCUUUCUAAAGAGGUCAAGUGUAAAGGGUAGGUUAAGUGUACUUUUACAGAUCUUUUGCUAUCUAUAUUAGAAUUGUGUUUGGUGGUGCCCAUACAUCCUAUUCCACUCCCCAUGUAUCAUUGGGUAAGGUGAAAAAAUAACUGUACACCUAAAGAAUACAGCCAGUGCCAAAAUGUCAUUUAACAAUCAACAAUUUUAAACAACAUGCAACAUUCAGGUGCAUUUAUAAACUAUUUAUUUGGAAAGCAAGAAAAUGACAAUUUCACAAUUUUAACCAAUGGGUUUUAAUAGUUUAUUACUGAUUUUUAUGUACAUUUAUAAUAAAUAGUCAAACUUUUUUAAACCCAUUAUUAUGUUUACUUUAAAGUAAUAUCAGAGCCAUUCAUCAAUGUAGUAACAAAUAGCACUACACAUACUAUUGCACUACCACAGCACAGUACUGAGCAGGAAUGACACAAUGGCAUACUGACACCUACUGGAGGCUCACUCACACACAACUGGGUUGUGUUCAUUUGGACAUGCAACAGACAAUGUUUUGCAACAAAAACAAAAAUCAACGUUUCUUCUGUUCGGUGCCAAAUGAACACAACCCUGUCAUACCGGUUUCCACUUAGGCAAAACGUACAUUUUUCUCAAUAAUUAAACAAUGACGUCAGCUGAGCUCUUAAAACACACAUUUUAUCCAAAUAAGUUUGUCACAGAAUUCAGUGCCAGUGUUAUAAGAUACAGCUGUGAAGUGGGCCUAAAGUCUUCAGGCAGAGAACAAGACAUGUACUAGAGAACAUGGCUUGAAGCAGGUAUUACAGAGAAAUAGUAAAGCAACGCCUCAGACUGUCAUAGUUUCCUCAGGCUGAGAGAGAUGCCUUAGGGAACAAGUAAAAACUGACAACGCCUACAUUGUUCCUUCAUGUAAAGAGAUUAAAUGUUCAUAGAAUCGUCAGUAUCAAACCAAUAGCCUACCACUGACCUGUUUAUGUAGGUACAUGUGACCAGGGCUAGUGAAACUGCUAUUUCAACUAGAUUGAUGAGCAGUGAUCUUAGAUAUACUUUAUUUCUACCCUCACUAAAGCAGCAAUGUGUUGUUAAUCCCUUUGUGCAGAGUGUAAUUGUAACCAGCUGGGAUCCUUCCAUGCUCGCUGCAACGACACAGGGUUCUGCCAGUGUAGAGAUGGCUCCACUGGGCCAAAGUGUGAGGACUGCCUGUCUGGAUACAGCUGGAGACAAGGCUGCUCCCGUAAGUAGGGGUGUGUGGGUGUGUGAAGGCGAAGUUAAAUGAAAGGUAAUGUUAAGAACAGUAGCCUAAAGUUGAGCAGUUUGCCAAUUGAAUGAUAAUCAAUGCACAGUGAGCUCUAUGACUCCUUCGCAAGGUCGUGUAACAAUCUGGCAAGCUUUACCGUAUAAUCAGUCAUUCAACAGAAAAUGUAAACCGUACAGGUAAGGUCAGAACAGGUGUCUUGAUAAUGUACUGUACCCGUUGCCAAAACCACUUUUCUCAGGGUGUCCUGUACUGUUUCUAGGCUUGAGGCAUUCAGUGGUCACACUGAUCCUAUUCACUUUGUUUCCUCCCCCCUUUUUCUCCAUCUCCUCCCUGUCUCCUCUCGUAGCCAAUGUCUGCGAUGAUGAGUUCCUGCUGUGCCAGAAUGGAGGCACCUGCUUCCAGAACCAGAAGUGUCUGUGUCUGCCGGAGUACAAGGGCGUGCUGUGUGAGCAGCUGCUCUGCGAGGGAGAGAGGGGCUGCAGCGGUGCCUCUGCCUCCUACGUCAGCCUGGCCGCCUUGCUGAGCUGCCUUCUAGCCAACGCCCUGCUUAGAGCAGUCACUGCUUGC
Coregonus sp. 'balchen' is the source of this 19341-nucleotide messenger RNA. The record is from the annotation of a GenBank genome assembly. Lineage: Eukaryota; Metazoa; Chordata; Actinopteri; Salmoniformes; Salmonidae.